AUGGACGACCUAGAGAAGAUGUCAGACUCGGCUGACCCGCCUGUUGGAGAUGUGGACGUGGAAAAGAAUUGUGAAAAGAGCAACGAGGGGCACAACGUCACGAAUCCUCUAAACCUACCAAAAUGGCACAAACAACUCGUCGUAGGCAUCAUUGUCCUGUACGCAAUAUCCGGUCUAUGCCUCAUCUCCGCAUUAUCUGCACUCAUCGUAUUCAUCAUGCCCGACUACCAACGUGAUGGAAUCACGCCGGAUCAGAUCUCAAAUCUCUUCACGUUUCCAAAUCUCUUCCUUCCAUGGUCUCGGAAACCUCCCGCUGUCCUCUGCGCAACGAACCGCAAUUACUACUGGCAUCUAGGUGGGCGCAUGGUCGCAGCGUUUGCUGCAGCUCAGUGUCAGGCUUUGGCUCUGCUUAUCAUGCAGGUACGACCUCUUUGGAUAUUGAGUCUCGUCGGGCACGCGUCUUCCAGAUAUACGCCUCCGCCGAAGUCCUUUUCAACUCCAGUCUUAUCGUGGUACUGGCUCUUCGCAGGCCUCUCGGGCCUAGCCAUGAUCCUCACCUUCUUCUUCGUCCCCGAAACCGCCUACGACCGCCUCAUCGAGGCAUUCAUGGGAAGCCACCCUACCGACAGGAGCAACCUCUUACCAGCAGCAGUACAGACCACCGGCCCCGACACCAUCACCAGAAGCCGCUCUCCCGGACCAAAGUACGCAACAGUAGAUGAGAGGCCCGCCGCCGACCUAGACCACUACAAAGACCGCACUUUUACUUCAAACCUGCAAAUCUUCGUAUACAAACCCACCUGGUCCCGCUGCUGGCUCUGCCUAAAACAAAUCGGCCAAGUCUUUCUCUUCCCGCACGUCCUCUGGGUCGCCGUGAACAACGGCCUCUUCCAAGGCAUCGACGUCUCGAUCCAAAUGACGUACGCAGAAGUCCUCCUGGGCCAAGUCUUCAUCGCGCUGCUCUGCGUGCCGCUCAUCGGCUGGCUGAGCGACUACGUCAUCCGCUCCUCCGCGCGUCGCAACCACGGCGUCCACGAGCCGGAGAAGCGACUCAUCGCGUGGAUCCUCCCCAUGGUGACGGCUUUGAUCCUGACGGUCCUGUACGGGUACGUGCUGAAGAACCCGGAGCGCACGGUCGGGACGGCGUAUCUCAUCGACAGCCACCCGAGCUUCGCGGGCGCGAUUCUCGUUGCGCUGCCGGUGACGCGUGGGUUAGUAGGCUUUGGGCUUAGCAAGCAUACGACGACGUAUAUUGCCAACAUUGGGCCUGUCAAAACGUUUGUGAGAAGACUGUGUGCUCAGAUGACGCAGUGA
Molecule: messenger RNA, 1314 nt
Organism: Colletotrichum phormii
Lineage: Eukaryota; Fungi; Ascomycota; Sordariomycetes; Glomerellales; Glomerellaceae
Exons: 9
Coding region: 1-1314 (437 amino acids)
Biological process (GO): transmembrane transport
Cellular component (GO): plasma membrane
Molecular function (GO): transmembrane transporter activity
Source: RefSeq, a predicted model, not a curated record